ACAUUUUUUGUGGAAAAGGCUAAUGUCAAACAUUCCGCAAGACUCAAAGUUAGUCUUUCUCAUAAAAAUUUAAUUUUAUUAACUACAAAGCUUUCAUUUUUCUAAGUUUUUUUGAUGAUAAAAUUAUUAACUUGAAGUUUGAAAAAAAAAUUAUUUCUAAACAUUUCAAUUUAUUUUAAUUAAAGAAUUUUCGGUGAAAAAUGAGUGAAGAAAUUGAAGAAAUAUUAAGUUCUCCUGAGAGAGAAGUAUCUCCAAUCAACAUACCGAGGAUUAAAGUAAAACCCCUUCAUAAGCUAACAAAUCUACAAAGAAUAAAAUCCAGAAAUGCAAAUGCAAAGCAACGCGAGAUGAUGGUUGAAGCUAUUCUGAAGAAUCCAGAACUCUUUCGUGGAAGGAAAGGAGUUCGGGCUGUUGAGAAGUGGAAGAAAGCCUGGGAGGAUUUGACGCUGACUCUGAAUACUCUUGGACCUCCAAGGAGACUCCAUCUGUGGCACAAGAUGUGGAAGAAUAUGAUUGCAAGGGUACGAGAGAAGCAGGCAAUAAUUAAUGGAGAGAUAAGAACGAAUGGAGAUGCCAGUGCUGUUGAACCCUUGACCGCCAUGGAGCAAGAUAUCCUGAAAUUCAUUAAAUUCUGCAAGACGGACAAUCCAUCACAAUUAUCGAACAAGAGGAUCCUGAAGACCUAUCCGGGACGAGUUAUCUCCAAACCUGUAGAGAGCGUUAGUCCACAGAAGGAAGGUCAGAGGGCUGAAACUCCCAUUGACAUGGUGAUAGAUUUAGAAGAUAGCCGUUCACAUUGGACUAGUAGUCCAGAACCCACGGAAGAUCCGGAGAUGCAGAUGAAAGUGUUGAGAACCUACAGCAGCUGCACUAAGUCUGUUGAUACUGAGACAAUUUCCCUCCCUGAUCUUCCACCGGUAACAGAAAAUGAGGAACAAGAUCAAUUUGAUGAACCUGCUCAGGAUGAUGAAGAUCACCAAGAAACGGAGAAUUCUUCCGUUCAGAGUCCUCAGCCAAGUUCAUCUGUUCGUCCUCCGGAAAUUGAAUUAAUCUCUGAUGAGCAAAUGUCCCCAAGACCUUCUCCUCCAGCAAAAAUCCCGAAAAAUCGCAAAAUCUUCCGGGAAAAUCAGGAAAAUCCCAAUCAGGAUUUGCUGGUGGAGAAUGCAAGAUUGAGGGCUGAAAAUGAGGCGUUGAAGAAUCAGGUGAAAUUCCUGCAGCAAGAAUUCUCAAAGAUGACUGAUAUUCUGUACUGUGCCACUGUUUGAAUUCCUGGAAUCUCUUCAUCACCGAAGGAGUUUUAAUUUCUUCACUAAAGGAGCAAUUUGACUCUUCUCGUACACUUUAACAGCUAAACAUGUUGGGAUGUUCUCUUCACUCCUUCUGAGCUCAAAGACAAUGUCCUUACUUUGCAGAUCCUUCACCAAUUUCUCCAAUUGUGUCUCAUUGUCCACCUUUAAAAAAAUUUAGAGUUUAAUAAAACUGUUGAAAAGGA
Molecule: messenger RNA, 1492 nt
Organism: Lutzomyia longipalpis
Lineage: Eukaryota; Metazoa; Arthropoda; Insecta; Diptera; Psychodidae
Exons: 6
Coding region: 201-1265 (354 amino acids)
Source: RefSeq, a predicted model, not a curated record